Molecule: messenger RNA, 1305 nt
Organism: Colossoma macropomum (tambaqui)
Lineage: Eukaryota; Metazoa; Chordata; Actinopteri; Characiformes; Serrasalmidae
Gene: doc2a
Product: double C2-like domains, alpha
Exons: 10
Coding region: 1-1272 (423 amino acids)
Source: RefSeq, a predicted model, not a curated record
AUGACGGUGCGUAAAGGAAAGAAACUCACCAUCUCCAUCCAGGAACACAUGGCCAUAGACGUCUGCCCAGGCCCAAUCCGACCAAUCAGACAAAUCUCUGCCUACUUCCCCCGCCUCUCCCCGACAGGUGAACCCAUCUCCCUAAACCCUGCUGCCUCUCCAUUGGCUCUCAGCCCUGGCGGCGGGGCCUCUGGAGUGGGGAGCAGUGCACUCCUCUCCCCUCUGCAGGCAGGGGCAAGGGGAGGGGGUGGGACCCUGUCUGCUGCAAGUAGUGUGGACACAUCGGUGGACAUUCACAGCUCCGACAGCGAUGACUGCACGGCUUUAGGGACAUUAGAGUUUGAGCUCCGGUAUGAAAGGGCCACCAGCUCGCUUCACUGCACCAUCAUCAGAGCUAAGGGUCUGAAGCCAAUGGAUUUCAAUGGCCUGGCAGACCCAUACGUUAAGCUUCAUCUUCUGCCUGGAGCAUCUAAGGCUAACAAGCUGAAAACCAAAACGGUGCGGAAUUCUCUGAAUCCGGUUUGGAAUGAGACACUAACAUACAUCGGAAUCACGGAAGAAGACAUGCACAGGAAGACCCUGAGGUUAUCGGUAUGUGAUGAGGACAAGCUGACUCAUAAUGAGUUUAUUGGUGAGUCGAGGGUGGCUUUGAGGCGUGUGAAACCAGACCAGACGAAACGCUUCUACACCUGUUUGGAGCAUCCACCGCCUCUUCCCUCCCCAACAGCCAUGGGAGCAGCACUGCGAGGAAUCUCCUGUUACCUUAGAGAGUGGGAGAAUGAGCAGUUGCACAGUUUGGAGGAGAGGGGUCGCCUGCUGCUCUCGUUGCAGUUUCUGCCCCCGCCCGAAGAGGGAGAGGGAGAUGGCCGUCGGGGGGGCCUGUGGGUCGGAGUGCAGCGAUGCGCCCACCUGGCCGCCAUGGACGUCAACGGCUUCUCUGACCCCUACGUCAAAACAUAUCUGAAGCCAGACGUGCAGAAGAAAUCGAAACAUAAAACGGCCGUGAUUAAAAAGACCCUUAACCCAGAAUUCAAUGAGGAGUUCUUUUAUGAGAUUUCCCUCUCAGAACUGGUCAGUAAGACACUGGAGGUGACAGUAUGGGACUACGACCUGGGUCGCUCCAAUGAUUUCAUCGGUGGAGUGUGCCUGAGCUGUCACUCUCAAGGAGACGCCCUACGCCAUUGGAUGGACUGCCUGAGGAACAAGGGGCAGAAGGUGGAGCGGUGGCAUGUUCUGACCAACGAACUCCCUCAGAGCACCUGCCAGGAGUGAGGAUAGAGUGACAGGGACUGGCUGAAUAGUAGA